GCACAGCAGCCCAUCCCUGUCGAUGAUCUCGGCGGCCCGCGGCCUCAGCCCCACUGACGCCCCCCACGCAGGUGUCAGUCCUGCGGAGUAUUACCACCAUCAGAUGGCCCUGUUGGCGGGCCAGCGCAGCCCGUACGCGGACAUCAUUCCUUCUGCAGCGGCGACCGGAGCUGGGGCCAUCCACAUGGAAUACCUUCACGCCAUGGACAGCACCAGAUUUCCCAGCCCCAGACUGUCGGCCAGACCAAGCCGGAAGCGGACGCUGUCCAUCUCCCCGCUGUCGGACCACAGCUUUGACCUUCAGACCAUGAUAAGGACGUCGCCCAACUCCCUGGUCACCAUCCUGAACAAUUCCCGCAGCAGCUCGUCGGCCAGCGGCUCCUACGGUCACCUGUCGGCGAGUGCCAUAAGCCCCGCCGCGCUGAGCUUCACGUACCCGCCCACCCCAGUCUCUUUCCAGCACAUGCAUCAGCAGAUUCUAAGUCGCCAACAGAGCCUGGGCUCAGCCUUCGGACACAGCCCUCCGCUCAUCCACCCCGCCCCCACCUUUCCGACCCAGAGACCCAUUCCCGGCAUCCCCAGCGUCCUGAACCCCGUUCAAGUGAGCUCUGGGCUGUCCGAGGCCACACAGCAACACAAACCGACGAGCGAAUCUGCAGUGAGCAGCACGGGAGAUCCCAUGCACAACAAGCGAUCCAAGAUCAAAGCUGAUGAAGACCUGCCCAGCCCGGGGGCAGGAAGUCUGCAGGAACAGCCGGAAGGAAUGACCCUGGUCAAGGAGGAAGGAGACAAAGACGAGAGCAAGCACGAGCCCGAAGUGGUCUACGAGACGAAUUGUCACUGGGAGGGCUGUGCGCGGGAGUUUGACACCCAGGAGCAGCUCGUGCAUCACAUCAAUAACGAUCACAUCCAUGGGGAGAAGAAGGAGUUUGUGUGCCGAUGGCUAGAUUGCUCGAGAGAACAGAAACCCUUCAAAGCCCAGUAUAUGCUGGUGGUCCAUAUGAGACGCCAUACGGGAGAGAAACCACAUAAAUGCACUUUUGAAGGUUGUACCAAGGCCUACUCCAGGCUAGAAAACUUGAAAACCCACUUGCGAUCUCACACUGGAGAGAAACCGUACGUCUGCGAGCACGAAGGCUGCAACAAGGCGUUCUCCAACGCUUCGGACCGAGCCAAGCAUCAAAACAGGACCCAUUCCAACGAGAAACCAUACGUGUGCAAGAUCCCUGGCUGCACCAAACGGUACACAGACCCCAGCUCCCUCCGCAAACACGUGAAGACCGUGCAUGGCCCUGAGGCGCAUGUCACAAAGAAGCAACGUGGGGACCUCCAUCCCCGGCCUCCACCCCCUCGGGAGCCCGGCAGCCAUGCCCCGUCGCGUUCUCCUGGCCAGCAGACUCAGGGGACCCUGAGCGAGCAGAAGGACCUCAACAACUCUACCUCAAAGCGGGACGAAUGCCUGCAAGUGAAAACAGUCAAGUCCGAGAAGCCAAUGACAUCUCAGCCAAGCCCUGGUGGUCAGUCUUCAUGCAGCAGCCAGCAGUCCCCCAGCAGCCCCUAUUCCAACAGUGGGAUCGAGCUUCAUCUGACCAACGGAGGCAGCGUAGGAGACCUCAGCGCCAUUGACGAAACCCCCAUCAUGGACUCUACCAUUUCCACGGCAACCACCGCUCUUGCCUUGCAAGCUCGGAGGAACACGACAGGGACCAAAUGGAUGGAGCAAGUAAAAGCGGAAAGAUUUAAACAAGUGAAUGGAAUGCUUCCACGACUGAACCCCAUCCCACCUCCAAAAGCCCCUGUGCUAGCUCCUCUCAUAGGAAACGGAAUACAGUCCAAUCCGAGCUGCAGCGUGAAUGGGCCCAUGACGAUCCUUCCCAGCAGGAACGACCUCUCCAGCAUGGACGUGACGGUGCUGAACGUGCUCAACCGCAGGGACAGCAACACCAGCACCAUCAGCUCGGCCUACCUGAGCAGCCGCAGGUCCUCGGGCAUCUCGCCCUGCUUCUCCAGCCGCAGGUCCAGCGAGGCUUCCCAAGCCGAGGGCCGGCCCCAGAACGUGAGCGUGGCCGACUCCUACGACCCCAUCUCCACGGAUGCCUCCCGCCGCUCCAGCGAGGCCAGCCAGGCUGACGGGCUGCCCAGCCUCCUCAGCCUCACCCCUGCCCAGCAGUACCGGCUGAAGGCCAAGUACGCAGCAGCGACCGGGGGGCCCCCACCCACCCCAUUACCCAACAUGGAAAGGAUGAGCCUGAAGACCAGGAUGGCGCUGAUGGGGGACUGCAGGGAGUCCGGCCUCUCCCCAUUCCCCCCUGUCAACCCUCCCCGGAGAUGCAGCGACGGCGGAUCCAACAGCUACGGGCGGAGGACCCUUUUGCCUCACGACGUGCUGGGGAAUGGGAUGCGAAGGGCCAGCGACCCCGUGCGCAUGGUCUCAGAGAACCUCUCUGUGCCUCGAGUUCAGCGUGUCAACAGUCUAAAUAGCUUUAACCCUCCUGUUUUGCCUCCAUCCGUGGAAAAACACAACUUCGUGCUCCAGAAUUACACUCGCCCCGAGGGCGGCCUGUUCCGUAACUUCUACUCCUCUCCUUGUCCUCCGAGCAUCAGCGAGAACGUCACCCUGGAGUCCUUGACCAUGGAACCCGACGCCAGCCUGAACGACGAGGACUUCCUGCCCGACGACGUGGUGCAGUACCUGAACUCGCAGGGCCAGAGCGGCUACGAGCAGCAUUUCCCAAGCAGCCUUCCCGAGAGCAGCAAAGCGCCCCACGGGACGCCCGUGGCCAGCGGCCACCUCGGGCUCGACCAGCCCCACGUGCCGAGCGGCCACGUCAUCUCUCAGUAUCACGCCGCAGAGCCGGCCAGCUCGGAAGCCAGCAAGAGCGACCUCCCCAUUCAGUGGAACGAAGUGAGCUCGGGGAGUGCCGACCUGUCCCCAUCCAAACUGAAGUGUGGCCAGCGCCCGUCCGCCCUGCAGGCUCGAGCCUUCGGCUUGUAUAAUAAUGUGGUCGUCCAGCAACCGAAUCCUCUGAGGAAUGGCGUAGCCCAGACCAACGGCUACCAGCAGCUGGUGGAAAAUAGCUCCUGCGGCCUGCAGGACAACCUGCUUCCCAACAGCAGUGGAAGCAGCAACGGCGCCAGCGGAACUUCCUUCCACCUGCAGUCGGCCAAGGCUCAGCAGUACGGGGACGGCCUCAACAGGCAGGCGGCGAUCGGCGGGGCGCUAGAGGUUUCCUGCGGUUCCUUGAUUCCGGGACAGAAGCUGAGGAGCGGCGCUAUGCCGUUGAGUGGAAGCCAGCCCAACUACGGCAUGUCCGUGGCCCCAAGCGAGCUUCCCAGCGGCAUGGCAAAUGGCACCCCGAGCCAGGGGGCCCUCCAGAACCAGCCCCUGGCUGAAGGGACUCACUUCCCAGCGGUCGCUCGCUCCAGUCAGAUGAUGUUAGGGCAGGUCAGUCCUACCUCACAAAGCAACGUCUACCAAGGGCCAGAGGGCUGCCUGCCGGUGCCCCACGGCAUCGGGAAUCAGCAGGCGAAUCUGGCCACGGCAAAGACUUACCAAGCCUACGCCAGCUACGGGGGCGGCAGGCGGCAGAUCGUGCUGAGGAAUAGCCUGGCCCAGCAGCAAGGACACGUCAGUGACGCCAGUCAGACCUGCAGGGUCAAUGGCAUUAAGAUGGAGACCCAAGGUCAGUCCCAACAGCUCUGCUCUAACGUGCCACAUUACUCUGGUCAGUUGUAUGACCAAACCCUGGGCUUUAGUCAGCAAGACCUGAAAUCAGGUUCCUUCUCCAUUUCAGAAGCUAACUGCUUGCUUCAGGGGACUGGCCCUGAAAACUCUGAGCUGCUCUCCCCGGGCGCUAACCAGGUGACCAGCACCGUCGAUAACCUUGACAGCAACAGCCUGGAAGGGGUUCAGAUUGAUUUUGAUGCGAUCAUAGAUGAUGGGGACCACGCCAGCUUAAUUUCAGGAGCCCUGAGUCCGAGCAUCAUUCAGAAUCUUUCCCACAAUUCCUCUCGCCUCACCACUCCAAGAGCAUCUAUGACAUUCCCCGCCUUGCCUGUUAACACCACCAACAUGGCGAUUGGGGACAUGAGCUCUUUGCUGACCUCCCUUGCAGAAGAAAGCAAGUUUCUAGCAGUUAUGCAAUAGAAGUUGGGAAAAUUACGAUAAAAGAAAAAAAAAUAGAAACAACUUUAGGAAUUUUCAAAGGUGAAAUGGAUUCUUUUUAGUUGUGUAUGUAUUUUUGUAAUCUCAUCUCACCUGAAUGGGAUGUGUUUCAAGUAUAUU
Molecule: messenger RNA, 4285 nt
Organism: Gracilinanus agilis (Agile Gracile Mouse Opossum)
Lineage: Eukaryota; Metazoa; Chordata; Mammalia; Didelphimorphia; Didelphidae
Gene: GLI3
Product: GLI family zinc finger 3
Exons: 11
Coding region: 23-4147 (1374 amino acids)
Biological process (GO): smoothened signaling pathway; regulation of transcription by RNA polymerase II
Cellular component (GO): nucleus
Molecular function (GO): RNA polymerase II cis-regulatory region sequence-specific DNA binding; DNA-binding transcription factor activity, RNA polymerase II-specific
Source: RefSeq, a predicted model, not a curated record